CAAAAUGGCGGACACUGAGCCAGCUGUAGAAACUGAAAACACUCAAGAAACACUAAAAGAAGAGGAUGAAGAGGAUGAAGUUAAAGAUGUAGAAGAGCUCAGUGAAGAUGCCGAGGCAUUUAAAGAGGAACUUGCUAAAAUAGUAGUGCAUCCGCCUACAAUCGAUUUAACACCAAAAGAAACAUUUGAUCCUGCUGAAUUUCCUUCAUCUUACAAGGAAAAUCUUCCAAAUGAAAACUUGGUCCUCCAGUUUGCUGAGAACUUCAGAAGACAGUUUGUCCAUCUGUAUCGGGACAGAAAGCCACUUCUUCUGAAUCCAGUCAAUGAAUGCUUUGUAGAGAAAUUUGUUUGCACAACAAUCCGUCCAACACAGCUUGAGUACAAGGAGCUGUAUGACUGGGAUGGGGCAGCAGAGUUUGUAGCUGACUAUCUAAACUUCGAAACACUCGAACCUCCCUUUGAACUGCCAAAAAGAUUACUGUCCCCAACCACAGUAUUGAAGCGCCAGAAGGGAAACUGUUUUGAGUACAGCACACUACUGUGUUCCCUUCUGAUAGGGGCGGGGUAUGAUGCCUAUGUGGUGAGCGGAUAUGCCACAAGGGAAGUAUGUCUGGCCGAUGAGUCCAGAGAAAUAUGCCCUCUACUGAAGAAAAAAGAGGAGAUAAAAGAAGAAGCAAAGAAAAAGGAGUUAAAGAAAUACACAGUGAAACCACCCAAGGAUCUACAGUCCAAGUUCGAACUGAAGCAGGCUGCCAAGGCGAAGGCCGAGAAGGAUAAAGAGGAUGCGAAACAUCGUACCGAGGAGGAACAGAGACAAGCAGAGCUUGAGAAACCUCCACCAGACCCGCUGUAUGGUCUGCGUAUCCACUCUUGGGUGAUCGUUUUGCACGGGAAACGUGAGGUGCCGGAGAGCUUCUUUGUUGAACCCUUCACCGGGCUCUCCCACCCGGUGGACAGCUCCAACUACCAGGGCAUUGAGAGUGUGUGGAACCAUGUCAACUUCUGGGUCAAUAUGCAAGACUGCUCAGAGGGGGUCCAGAACCUAAGUUACGACCUUGGUGACUGCACGAAAUGGGAGUACAUGUUCCCCAACACGGACAAGCCACUGCUGCAGAUCCCUGAGGCCGAGGAGGACAUCAUGGACGGCCUCGAUGAUGAGGAGGAGAAUGCAGAGGAACAGGAGAAGCAGCUAGACUUACCUCCAACCUGGGUUGAGCCUAUCAAGAUAUCAAAGAAAGACUUUGAGAUGCGGUGCCCACAAGGCAAGAAGAACAAACUUUACAAGCGGGCCAAGCUGGAAAAAUUUGCCCACUAUCUCAUGAAAGACGGACUGGUGUCACGACUAUCAGUGUACUCGGACAGAGAACUGACAGAUAUGGUAAUGACUCGAGAGUACUUCGAACACCGAGAAGACAAACUGUAUAACCGAGUACACAACCAUCAGACUACCUGGAUCACUGAGUACUUCGCACCAGGACGGGCAAAGUGUGUCAAAGAGCACCAGUAUAAGGCGAGUACCCCAGGUCCUGAGAGUGAGCGCACAAUGUUGUUUUAUGCAGAGGCUCGCGUUGACGGGCUGAUGAAGAGGAUGGAGACCCCGUCGGAAAUGACCGAACACUUUGAAAAUCGGGAUGAUUUCUUGUACUUCAAGCACACAGAGUUUGGGAAGAAACCAAAGAAAUUUGGUCCCCAGGAUAAAUCUUCUGGCCAGGAACCUAGACCAAUACUGAAAAUGCAGAUGAAAUACCAUCGCAAUAAGAACAAGAAGGCAAACGACGACAUUGCAGAACUUGUCUACUUAUGUUCCGAGGACAAAAUACAGAUCACAUAUCACACAGAGGACAAACGUAUCGCCUCCUCGACGAGGGAGUUCCUGAAGCCGCAUAACUGGGACGAGAAGGGAGCGACCUUGACAUUCUCUGGGGACAUGCAGCAGACAUUCCAGGUUGAUCCAAACCUGCCAUCCAACAAGCAGGUUGAGAUGUAUGAGAUGUUACUAUCGCUCCUGGAGCAGGAGGGGACAUGUAUGGAGGGUGUUCGUGAGUCAGAGGAGGAGGUACGCGAGAUACUCGAGGAUCGGAUACGGGAAGAGGCUGCCGAGGAGCUGGACAUUUCCGUGUAUGAUACGGAGAGAAACGAGAAGGCGAAGAAACAUAGAAAGGACCUGGAGCGCCAACAACUUGAGGAGAAGAUGCGUAAGCAAGAGAUGGAGAUCGACUACCUUGCUCCAUUCCUCGCCCAGAUCGGGGACCCAGAGAAGAUCACCCGCCAACAGGCUUAUAAGCUGAAGGAGGACUGCCUGAUGGACCUGAAACAACGCCUUAUUGACAAGGCUAACCUCAUACAAGCACGCUUUGAGAAGGAGACCCAAAAGCUGCAGAAGAAACAGGCUUGGUACCAGCAGAACCAGGUGAACAUGCUGAAGGACGAUGAGGAGGCGUACUUGGAAUACUGCAGUCAGGCCAUGUUCCGUAUACACAUACUGGAGCUCAGACUUAACAGGCACAAGGACCAGGCCCCACACAAAUACAUGAUGCUUGAACAAACCUUGAGACAAGACCCUCGACUCGCCGAGUACUUUUAAUCCUGCCAGACUGCAUCGCCUGUUCAUAUCUAAUUAUUUAUAACUAUUGUGAUAUUGUUUGGACAUUGUGAUAGAAGCAUUUGUGUGAUUUAUUCCAAGUAUUUUUGUCUAUUUUGUAAUCACAUUGUAUGAAUGGUAUGCGAUGUUUGUGGCUCUUAUGUUUUACAUGAAAUACUAUUAAAAUGUGUUACUUACAUUCCAUAUAAAAAUUCUGAAGUAAUGAGCGCAAACCAGGCCAACAGUGAAAAUGACGUAACAUGAGAAAUCAGGGUUUUUCCAACAAGCUGAUUUUCUUAAGUGUGACAGUGGUUUUAUUUUUAUUCUCAAUUAACUAAGAGACUAAUAGAUAAAUCCCAGUAUCAUGCUUGAUAAAUGAGCGUAUUCUGGUGUUUUUGACUGUGACCUGUUUUUUGUAAAUUUCGUCAGGUAUAUACUUUAUGUUUGCAAAAUGGAGUACCUGUACUUCUGAACGCUUAAAACUGCUGAUUAAAAAGUAAUAAUGCUUUAGUUUGAAAUAUGUGGCCGUUGUAAAAAUAAGUUCAUGGAUAUAUAUAUUAAAGGAACAAUGGACUAUUGUUUUAUCAUGAGCCUUUCAAUCUGUUAUAGCAAUAUUUGAAUUUGUACUUGCUUUUUUGGUCAAUAAAUUGUGAACAUAG
Molecule: messenger RNA, 3240 nt
Organism: Mya arenaria
Lineage: Eukaryota; Metazoa; Mollusca; Bivalvia; Myida; Myidae
Product: dynein regulatory complex subunit 7-like
Exons: 16
Coding region: 5-2584 (859 amino acids)
Biological process (GO): flagellated sperm motility
Cellular component (GO): motile cilium
Source: RefSeq, a predicted model, not a curated record